UUAGUGAAAUGUGUUUGGUGUAUAUAAUACUUUUUAGAGAAUAAAUUUCGAAACUUUGCAUUAGCUGCCGACCUUAAAGGGGGGAAAUGAAAGCAGAUAUUUAGAAGAAAGAAAAAGAAGAGAUGAGAGAGAUUAUUAGCGUCCACAUUGGUCAAGCUGGGAUUCAAGUCGGGAAUUCUUGCUGGGAGCUCUACUGUCUUGAACAUGAAAUCCAUCCUGAUGGAACCAUGCCCAGUGACACCUCAGUCGGUGUAGCACACGAUGCUUUCAACACUUUCUUCAGCGAAACGGGUUCAGGAAAGCAUGUACCGAGAGCUGUCUUUGUUGAUCUGGAACCCACUGUUAUCGAUGAAGUGCGGACUGGCCCUUAUCGCCAACUUUUCCACCCUGAGCAGCUUAUUUCUGGCAAGGAAGAUGCUGCUAAUAACUUUGCCAGAGGCCACUAUACAAUUGGAAAGGAAAUUGUUGAUCUCUGCCUUGAUCGAGUUAGGAAGUUAGCUGAUAACUGCACUGGUCUGCAAGGCUUUAUGGUGUUUAAUGCUGUCGGCGGUGGAACUGGUUCUGGUUUGGGAUCUUUGUUGUUGGAGCGCUUGUCGGUAGAUUAUGGAAAGAAGUCCAAGCUUGGGUUCACCAUCUAUCCUUCGCCUCAGGUCUCAACUGCAGUUGUGGAGCCUUACAAUAGCGUUCUGUCCACUCAUUCGCUUCUUGAACACACAGAUGUGGCUGUGCUCUUGGACAAUGAAGCAAUUUAUGACAUAUGCCGGAGAUCCCUCGAUAUCGAGAGGCCAACUUACACCAAUUUGAACCGGUUGAUUUCUCAAAUCAUAUCGUCCUUGACAACUUCUUUAAGGUUUGAUGGAGCCAUUAAUGUGGACAUUACAGAGUUCCAAACCAAUCUUGUGCCUUAUCCUCGAAUCCACUUCAUGCUCUCUUCUUAUGCGCCUGUUAUCUCAGCUGAGAAAGCAUACCAUGAACAGUUAUCAGUUCCUGAGAUCACAAACGCUGUGUUUGAGCCCUCAAGCAUGAUGGCGAAGUGCGAUCCUAGGCAUGGGAAGUACAUGGCAUGCUGCCUGAUGUAUCGAGGAGAUGUUGUGCCUAAGGAUGUUAAUGCUGCUGUUGCUACUAUUAAAACAAAGAGGACUGUGCAGUUUGUUGACUGGUGCCCAACUGGUUUCAAAUGCGGUAUUAACUAUCAGCCCCCAACUGUUGUACCUGGAGGAGAUCUUGCUAAGGUGCAGCGAGCUGUUUGCAUGAUAAGCAAUAAUACAGCAGUGGCUGAGGUGUUUGCACGCAUUGACCACAAGUUUGAUCUCAUGUACUCAAAGAGAGCUUUUGUGCAUUGGUAUGUUGGCGAAGGCAUGGAAGAAGGUGAAUUCUCAGAAGCCCGUGAGGAUCUGGCUGCUCUUGAGAAGGAUUAUGAAGAAGUUGGCGCUGAAGGUGGAGAUGAUGAAGAGGAAGGUGAAGAAUAUUGAUGUGCUUAUGCAAAAUCAUCUAUUUUGAAGAUCGGUUCACCGUGUGAGGGUAUGCCCACCCUCUUUUCCUAUAUCCUUCCUAUCGUUCUUUAUUUGUGAGGUUUGUGAAAUUAUGCAUGUAAUAGGCCUAGGAUCUUUUCAUGCUAUUAAUGGAAUAAAUUUAGAGUUGUGUUUGCAUGUCAUUUUUGUUAGAAAUGCUUGUCUUUUACUUUUGAAAGAUGCUUCAUAAGAACAUGAAUAGCCUAAUAAGCUAUCCUAUUUUUCAUGUUUAAAACUGUCAUAUCUAUGGGUGUUGAAAGACUGUCUAAACCUUUUUAUGCUGUCAAUGGAGUGAUAUUUUAGAUUC
Messenger RNA from Gossypium raimondii (Peruvian cotton), 1818 nucleotides. RefSeq names its product tubulin alpha-3 chain. Gene Ontology annotation, molecular function: GTP binding; structural constituent of cytoskeleton. The record is from RefSeq and is a predicted model, not a curated record. Lineage: Eukaryota; Viridiplantae; Streptophyta; Magnoliopsida; Malvales; Malvaceae. The transcript has 6 exons. The coding region runs from base 123 to 1472 and encodes 449 amino acids. Gene Ontology annotation, cellular component: microtubule; cytoplasm. Gene Ontology annotation, biological process: mitotic cell cycle; microtubule cytoskeleton organization.